CUUUCCUUUGUACAUUUGUUUAUGGAUUUCUGUAAAGAUGUCAGAGACAAAGGCAGCUGCAGAGAAAAAAACAGAAGCAACAGAGGUGCAGUCAUUAUAAGAGCAGACUCACUCACUCACCCAUCCAGCACAUUAGAGAAAUAGAGAGGAGGUGGCAGAAAGCCAGAAAGCCAGAAAGCCAGAAGCAUCAUCAGACUAUCACACCCAUUACUAUUAUCCAUGCACAGGAGAAGAAUCUGCUACCACUCCCAACACAAAAAUUACUAUCACCCCACCCCCACCUAAACAAAAUUAAUCUCUCUUUACUUCAUUCAUUCUUUCUUUCUUUCUUUCAAAUCCUAUAUCUUCUUCCUCUUCUUCACCUCAUCACUAUUCACUCACACUCUUCCUUCUUUCUGUCAAACAAUGAUGAGUGCAACUGCAACUGCCAGAAAUAGGUCUCCUUUCACACCAUCUCAGUGGCAAGAGCUUGAGCAACAAGCUCUUGUUUUCAAAUACAUGGUCACAGGAACACCUAUCCCACCAGAUCUCAUCUACUCGAUUAAAAGAAGUCUAGACUCUUCAAUUUCUUCCAGACUCUUUCCACAUCAUCCAAUUGGGUGGGGAUGUUUUGAAAUGGGAUUUGGCAGAAAAGUAGACCCAGAGCCAGGAAGGUGCAGAAGAACAGAUGGCAAGAAAUGGAGAUGCUCGAAGGAAGCAUAUCCAGACUCAAAGUACUGUGAAAGACACAUGCACAGAGGCAGAAACCGUUCAAGAAAGCCUGUGGAAGUUUCUUCAGCAACAAGCACCGCCACUAACACCUCCCAAACAAUCCCAUCUUAUACCAGAAACCUUUCCUUGGCAAACCCCACCAUAACUUCACCCUCUUUCCCUUUCUCUCCUUUGCCCUCUUCUAUGCCCUGUGACUCCCAACCCUUUUCCCACUCCUACCAAAACCCUUCUCUCAAUCCCUUUUUCUAUGCCCAAUCAACCUCCUCUAGACCCCCAGAUUCUGAUUUUUCACCUCAAGAUGCCACUACCCACCAGCUAUUCAUGGACUCUGCUUCUUAUUCUCAUGAUGAGAAGGAUUACAGGCAUGUUCAUGGAAUAAGGGAAGAUGUGGAUGAGAGAGCUUUCUUCCCGGAAGCUUCAGGAUCAGCGAGGAACUAUUCUGACUCUUAUCAGCCGCUAUCAAUGAGCUCCUACAAGUCCUAUUCAAACUCCAGCUUUCAGAACAUCAAUGAUGCCACAAACCAAAGACAACAAGAGCAACAACACUGCUUUGUUUUGGGGACUGACUUCAAAUCAACGAGGCCAAGCAAAGAGAAAGAAGCUGAGACAACAAGCCAGAGACCCCUUCAUCGUUUCUUUGGGGAGUGGCCACCAAAGAACACAGAUUCCUGGCUAGAUCUUGCUUCCAACUCCAGAAUCCCAACCGAUGAAUGAUGUUUUUUCUUUUGUUAUUAUGAGCUGGUGGAUACGGCCAAGAGAGAGAGAGAGAGAGACUCCUUGAUAAAGAUCAGUUUUUUUGUGGCUGGGGUGAUUUUCUUUUACAAAAGGUGUGAUGUUAUUGUCUUAAGUGGGGGACCACAUUAGGAUUUGUGUCUUUGCUUUGCUAGAUAUUUAUAUAUGCUUCUUUCUUCCCCUUGAAGAAAAGUUAAAAAAAAAAAAAAAAAAAAAAAAAAACAUGUCUCAGAUUUGCACACUAUGUUGUUUGACUGGAAAGCAUAUUAAGUUGCUCUGCAGUCUGCUUUAUAAUGGGUAGUAGCAAGGACAAUUCAAAUAAGCUCUGAUGUUUGUGUUUCUUCUGAACCUUGUUAUGUGCAUGGACCCAGUAGUAGGGAUCAUGUGCAAUGAAUAUUUGCAUACAUUAUCACCACUAUUAGGAUUAUUAGGGAGGACACUUUCCAACAACAACAACAAUCAAAUUCUCUCUUACUCUUCUAAUGAACUUGCAGAUUCAUAUCA
Messenger RNA from Vigna radiata var. radiata (mung bean), 1947 nucleotides. RefSeq names its product growth-regulating factor 5. Gene Ontology annotation, biological process: developmental process; DNA-templated transcription; regulation of DNA-templated transcription. The coding region runs from base 406 to 1425 and encodes 339 amino acids. The transcript has 4 exons. Gene Ontology annotation, molecular function: ATP binding. Gene Ontology annotation, cellular component: nucleus. The record is from RefSeq and is a predicted model, not a curated record. Lineage: Eukaryota; Viridiplantae; Streptophyta; Magnoliopsida; Fabales; Fabaceae.